AUGAAGACCAUUUCUAGCAAGAUUGUCGUGAACAAGUGGAUCGAUGAAUACAACGAUCUCCACAAGGGCGAGGAGCCGGACGCUCGCAACGUCGCAUAUGCGAAGCUUGUGAACGCCUACUAUGAGCUUUCUACGCUCUUCUACGAAGUUGGAUGGGGAACUUCCUUCCACUUCUCAUACAGAAUGGCGGGAGAGUCAUUCUCUGAGGGCAUGCGCCGCCACGAGUAUUAUUUGACCAGCUUUCUCGGAGGCCUCAAGCCAGGUUCCAAGGUGCUUGAUGUCGGAUGCGGCAUCGGUGGACCUCUUCGUAGCAUUACCCGAUUCACUGGAUGGGACAUUACCGGCAUCACCAUCAACGAGUACCAGGUUAACCGCUGCAACCAGCUCGCGGCAAGGCAGGGGCUCAGUGGCCAAUGCCGCGCUAUCCUCGGAGACUUCCUGGCCAUCCCUGCUGCAAACAAUUCUUUUGAUGGUGUUUAUGCUAUUGAGGCCACUUGCCACGCCCCCGAUCGCCGCAAGGUGUACUCCGAAGUUUUCCGUGUUCUUAAGCCUGGUGGCUACUUUGCAUGCUACGAAUGGUGUUUGACGAACAAGUAUGAUAAAAACAACCAGUACCACAGAUGGAUCAAGAAGAAGAUCGAGGAAGGUGACGCUCUUCCUGAUAUGGCUUACACACAUGAAAUCGAUGAUGCUAUGAGAAGCUCUGGGUUUGAUAUUCUUCAUACACGUGACAUGAGCUUGGACCCCAACCAGAAGUUUCCAUGGUACCAUCCCCUUCUUCCCAGCUGGAACCCCUUCGUUCAGAGAUUUCAGUUCAAUCCUGUUGGACUGUUUCUAACCACCUGGGGUUUGCGCUUGUUGGAGUUUUUGUGGCUCGCCCCUAAAGGAACCUCUAAGAUCCAGACCAUGCUUCAGCAGGGUGGAAUCGGCUGUGUGAAGGGUGGUCAGAACGAGAUCUUCACCCCCAUGUACCUCGUUGUCUGCAGGAAGCCACUCUAG
This is a messenger RNA of Guillardia theta CCMP2712, 999 nucleotides long. Its product is annotated as sterol methyltransferase. Gene Ontology annotation, cellular component: endoplasmic reticulum. Bases 1 to 999 code for a protein of 332 amino acids. Gene Ontology annotation, molecular function: sterol 24-C-methyltransferase activity. Gene Ontology annotation, biological process: sterol biosynthetic process. The record is from RefSeq and is a predicted model, not a curated record. The transcript is spliced from 10 exons. NCBI's taxonomy places the organism in Eukaryota, Cryptophyceae, Pyrenomonadales, Geminigeraceae.